Phyllopteryx taeniolatus (common seadragon) is the source of this 5652-nucleotide messenger RNA. Its product is annotated as FYN-binding protein 1. Lineage: Eukaryota; Metazoa; Chordata; Actinopteri; Syngnathiformes; Syngnathidae. Gene Ontology annotation, cellular component: plasma membrane. The transcript has 20 exons. Gene Ontology annotation, biological process: T cell receptor signaling pathway; integrin-mediated signaling pathway; protein localization to plasma membrane. The record is from RefSeq and is a predicted model, not a curated record. The coding region runs from base 207 to 3068 and encodes 953 amino acids. Gene Ontology annotation, molecular function: protein binding.
UUGAAGCGGACCCGUUUGACGGGAUGGGACUGUUUUGUGUGCGUGUGUGCAUGUGUGUGUUCCUACUUGCUGUCAUUCCUCCAUGGGAACCAUUGCGGUUGACACAUGAGAGUUGUUUGUUUUCCUACUGUGGUCGUCACUUUGAUGUAAUGGUCAAUAUGUUGGGGCAUUACCGAAGACGAGAGGCCAACCUGGUUGACUGAUCGAUGGUGCGUACUUUGGAAGGACGUCAAAACGCGAUGGCUCAGUUAUCUUUUCCCCAGGAGGACACGAUGGACUUCAAGGCCCUGAGGGCUAGGUUCCAAGAGGAACAAUUUCUUCUGAGUCGGCCCAGGAUGAAACCCACCCUCCCGGAGAAACCCAAGGUGGUCCCUCCUGCCCACAGCCCCACGCAGUACCUCCCGGCAGGGGCCCGCCCCUCCCUGAUCACCUCCAUCAACUGGACCCUGGACAAAAAGACCGUCAUGCCUCCUAGGGUGGUCUUCAAGGAUGAGAAGAAGGAGAGCAAGAAGCCUCUCAUCAAGACGACCUCGACGGAUAAAAACGAGGAGAAUCUUCGGGCCGGCAAAGACAAAAUGACCAAGGGAAGCAAGGUGGCUCUCGAUGAGUAUUCACUGUUUCACAAGCUGAAGAAAGACAGCGAUAAAGACAAGAAGCCCCCGCCGGUGACCACCGCGGAGUUGGUAUCAGUCCCGGCUCUCCCUAAAGUUUCGAACUCCAAGAAGAAAGGUUUCCUGGGUUUAAAAUGGUCUGCGAAAACUAAUCCAGACGAGGUACUAGCAGAUCCCAUCUUGGACGCGCCCACCUUGGACGGUCCUGGACUCGCCCCUCUCAUCCCAAUACCUCCUGAGUUUGCCGAUGUAGAACCAGAGCCAGAAAUUCUUCCACCAAACAUUUUAUCCUUAUCUGAUUCUGAUGUCGCAACACCCGUCUCCCCAGGCUUCACCCCUCCGCCCUCCUUCAUUCCUGAUAUUCCGGCUCCUCACCUCCCGUCGCCAGAGAGUGAAACUCCACUGGAGAUAGAAACUGCUACCCUCCCCGUUUACACAAAUGGUGGUCAAGGUAAAAUGAGCCUACUGCAAACCUCUCAGUCCAUCUACCAGACCAUCUCCAUCCCUCCAUCUGAAGUCCCCUCUCCUACGCUGUCAUCUCCUAAGCCCAAAUAUGGUGUUCCGGGCAGCGUAACGGCUAUCAGUAUAGCAGCACUGCUGAAUCCCCGGACCCCGUCUGUCCUGUCGUCUCUCCCAGCUGAGGGUUCCGCUUCAGCCCUCUCGGCCUUGGAGAGGGCGGAAGACGUGAGCCAAGGGAGGAGGACCGCUGCAGCCGACCAAAGGAUCCUCAAUGCUCUGCAGAAGGCUCGCAGGAAGCCAAACCACAACUCCCAGAAAAACAGUUCCAUCUCCAGUACACCGCCUCCCGAGGAUGUUCACCUACCUCAAAGCCCCAACCGUUUGCUCGCAGACCUCCCACCCAUCGACUUCAACUCUCGGGCCAGACAGCUCAACAGUAUAGAUCCUGGGCAAGCCUUGCCAGCAUUGGAGGACACAUACAAGGAAGGGACAGAAGACGUUCUGCUGGAUGUCUUGCCUCCUCAUCCCAGGAAUGUCCUCCUGGACCGAGCUAGUCUGGGGGUUCCUCCAAAAAAGCCUGCCAAACCUUCCCUCAUCAAAAUCCCCAACUUCAUCCCUCCUUCUCCUCCGAUGCAACACAAUGCAAUCCCAGUGCCUUCCAAAUUACCAGAGAUGAACUCCACCAAUGAGCCACCAUUUGGGGGUAUGGCUCCAGGUGCACCUUCUCCGGAGUUAACAGUGUCACAAGGGGUCAACGGGGACUGCGCGGGUCCAGAUAUUCCAGACGGAAACAAACCUCCACUGUUAUACAGCAACGGUAUAAUGCUGACCGGCCCCAAAGGACUGCCUGUGUUUGCCGACAAUUUACGGGACCAGCCACCCCUGUAUCUGGCAGACUCCCCCUUCUCUACCUCGCUGGAAGGUCAAGCAACGGCAGGGCAUCAAGCUCACAACGGCGCCGGUACGGGAAGCUACUAUGAGAACUUGUACUCUGCUAAAGGGAAGGCAAAAACUGAAGUGGGGAAGAAAAGGAAAGGACCUCCAAAGAAUCCAUAUGCCGAGGCCAACCAGGAAUCUAAUGAAGAGAAUAACAAGACAGGCCGGUUUGGAAAAGUCGACAAGAAGUCCGCUGCGGUGGCGGAGGUGCCCGACGCCAAGGAGCUGAAGAAGCGAGAGAAGCAGAGGCUGGAAAAGGAGAGGAAAGAACUGAAGGAAAAGCAAGAGCGCGAGAAGAAGGAGCAGAAGGAGCAGGAGAAGCGGGCGAACGAGAUGAAGAAGAAAUACAAGAUCACAGGUUACGAGGAGGCCAUGUACCACGCGACGGUCACCGUGACAACCAAAGGACGCAAGGACGACCUGCCCGUCCAGAGCGGCGACAACAUCAGCAUCAUUCGCACGACCAACUGCCCCAAAGGAAAAUGGUUGGCCAGGGACUCCGGCAACAACUACGGCUACGUGGCAGUGGACCAUGUGGAGCUGGAUAUCAAAGAGAUGCUGGAACUGGGAAGGAAAGCGUCCGGCACUCGCGUGAGCAGCCCAAUGGAUGCGAACAUCACCACGACGGGGAUCAGGACUUCCAACCACUACCCGCAAUCAACAGAGAGUUUCUCGGACGACAGCGAGGAAUGGACCGGCGAUGACGACGAGGCUCUCUCCUCUCCGACGGACGCCGCUUCAGUGCGCCACUACCGCGCACUCUCCAUGCCAGACAUGGGAAACGCAGACCUCAACAUUACCCACCAGCACAGUCGCAGUGACAUCAGCGCCGGCGGCCCCAAUGUCCAAGCCAAUAAUGAAGCACUUCAAAAGUUGGCUACAUUUUUCCAUUCGCCCGAUGCUGUGCAACCACCUGCCAGGAGGCGCGCUGAACCAGAAACAAGGCCUGUGCUUGGCAGCGGCCACGCCGUUCACACCCACAGGCCUCACCCAAAGGGUCCUGAAGAUCCAGAUUUACUCAUUUUACCUCCUCCAGAACUCUACGCCGACGAUAGCGAGUAGAAGGAAACGGUAAGGCGGGUGACCUUUCUUCAAACUGUGACACCUUUGGCGUUUUGGUAGUUGUUUUGAAAUUUUUUUUGAAUCAUUUUGAAUUUGAUAGUGGACCUUUUUUCCUUUUUUUUUUUUUUUGGACUUCUUUGUGUUGCGAACCCAGACGACGGGUAAUUUGAACUCUGAACUGCUGAUUCCCGGGGGGGGGGGGGGUGCGACAUAACCACAAUCGGAUCAACUUCCAGGUCCCUGUCUAGCAUUUACCAGUUUGCAGUGUUUAAGCCUAUGAGAAAAUAUAAAAGAUAUAAUCAUAAUAACUAGGUAUUAUCCUUUGCUGCUAUGUUCCUCCCUUAACAUUUGGCCAAAUGUCAUCUGUAAACUGUUUUAGCCUCACCUCCGGAUGUGUAUCCACUUAGGCCACAAUAUUAGGCACACCGCGGAGCUAAAGCGGGGUACACAAACAACUUUGAGCAUUUUUCCUCUCUUGCAAAACACAGGCGCAAUUGAUAUCUCUGAAAAUGUAUCCUGAAUUAUUAUCCUGUGGUGUGGGGUGUGAAUAGAGUGAUUUUUAACUUAAUCAGGUUAGCCACCCUUCAGGGUUAAUCAGAAACACCAAAUUUGGCUGAGCCAUGUGACGUAAAAAAAGAACGAUAGCCAAUUAGGAAGCUUUAAGUGUGCUAUACACACAAGCAAUUUUUACAUAGUGAGAAAGCCCACACGAUUAGCAAAAAAUGUACAGCGUGCCUACUGUUCUUAUCGUGUGUGGUGUACUGUGGAUGACCAGCACAGCACACCACAAACAGAACGAUUUGCAAUCGUAAAUAUUGAACAGGUUAAUAUUUACAAUAGUCGCUUCUGACCUUUUCUGAGCAGAUCGUGGAAAAGUCACUUUUAACACACCCCCACCACAGGAUAAUCACUCAGGAUAAUCUUCCAGAGACAACCGACAAGCAGGCAUUUGCAGAUUUUGAUCGGAAGGAAAAAUGAUCAAAUUAGGUCCAAUUAUCGGUACGUGUGUAAAGUGGGGUACCCCAGACCACACGAUGAUCACACUGGAUAAUCCUUUAGAGAAAUUCAACAAUCAGGUCUUUGCUAACUUUGAUCAUAAAGGGGGAUUAUCAACUCAAUAAUUGGAAUGUUAUGUACACCACUUAAACAAAAUUGCCGGUUUAGAUUGUUCAGGUGAGCUUAAUGUUUAGGCUAUUAUGAAUAUGCAAAAAUACAACAACACUUCCGUUAAGAUGGUGAAUGGUGAUUUUAAAACCAAAUCAUCUAAAAAGAUCAUCGUACUCGCUUUUAUUUACGCACCUUCCAUCCCUCAAAGUGACAAAAUAUCAGUCAAAACACAAUACAGUACAUCUCCCUUUUGUACGUUUGUUUAUUGUCAUUAUUUGCUUUCAAUAAAUACUCUUUAAAGUGCAAACAAUCCUAACAGCUACUCCACGCAAUGCAUGAUGAGAUCAAUCCGAAGCCUCCACAAUCUGGUAGCAACACACACACACACACACACACACACACGGGUGUGUUUGCGUUGUGUACCUCCAUCUAGUUUGACACACAUUAUAAUAGUUUACAUUGUCAUGUACAGUGCUGUCUACAGCAUCAAAGCAAAAAAUGCUGACACUGUUAAUUUAUUGUUGGUGUCGUGCGGGUGCAGUUGCACCUGCCUUCCAGCGGGGGCGUGCUUUCCCCGCCUAAAAGAGUACAAUAUGUCGAGCGCCGCAAAUGACAAAAAGAUCAGUAAAGGGUUUUACGUGUUUAAAGGACACAUUAUUAUUAUGAGCUGCAUGUAAGCGAUACAAAUGGUUACGAAAACAAAUAAAUGAAGCAAUUACGGGAUGAAAGUCAAUAUCUAUAAAGAAGAAAAGUCUACAUUUUAAUUUGUGAGAAUAAAGGGAACGUCAUAAUUACAACUCGUAAUAUUAGGGAGAAAAGUUGUAAUUGUACAGACGUGGAGAAAACAAUCCUAAUUAUAAUAUUCUUAUUGUGAUAAAAAUAAACAACUUUUGCAAUCUAGUGGUGCCUUGACUUUGGAGUUUAAUUCAUUCCAGGACUGCGCCUGUAACUUCAAAACACUUCACUUUUGAAGUGAAUGGAAAUGCCAUUAAUCAGUUCCAGCACCACAUUGUGCGCCUUCUGGUCUGUGCGCCUUGGCCACUAGGGGGCGGUAUAGUACAGACAUACACGUUUUACAACUGACUCAAUAAACUGCACUAAUUCUUUUUUGCAGAGGAUAAAGAAUAGAUGCCUGUGAGUAUUGUCAAUAUCCAGUGCUUCGAGGGUUAUUAGACUGCAACAUUGAUGCUACUGAUUAGCCUGUCAAUAGCAUUUUGCAUUUUGUCUUUGAAUUAAGCUAGCAGACUUUCCUAAGGCAAAAUGAUGUCAUCGUUUUGAAUGCACAGCCUGCAAUUCUCUUUCAGUUUGACGAUAAACUUCGACUGGGAGUGGGCUUAACACAGUUUGAUACCUCUUUUAUGAAGAAUUGUUGACUCCCCGUUGUGAAGUGGGUUGAGUUCACUGCCACGAACUCACGCUCAUUUUUACACAGAGGUCAAUGCAAAAAAAAAAAAAAAAAAAAAAAAAGGGAGUGGAA